Messenger RNA from Dracunculus medinensis (Guinea worm), 2862 nucleotides. The record is from the annotation of a GenBank genome assembly. NCBI's taxonomy places the organism in Eukaryota, Metazoa, Nematoda, Chromadorea, Rhabditida, Dracunculidae.
AUGGUUUCAGCCGAUCACAUCUUACUUCGCCUAUCAGAUUUUGCCGACGAUCCUCCAAUAUUUAUUACUGUAAGGACAAGAACACGUGAGGGUGCAGUAUCUUCUGAUUCUAAUGUAUCAAGAGUGCCUCGAGGAAUUUCACUGAAUAUUUCUUCUGGUUUGACUAGUGCUAAACCACAGUUACAAACGAACGCUGGCAAUCCAACACCAUUGAUUCAACCGCAUUUGGCAAUCAGAAUGCCAGCAGGAUUAACUGCAUCAUCAACGCCUGGAUUAUUACAAGCGUCUUGUCUUGGUCUUAGUAAUAACCAACCAAUUCUUGGGCAAACAACUUAUUCAAGUGGUCUACAACUUACAGUACCAACGGGAACGCUGCUGGCUGGUCAGCAAAUUGGCCAAUCGCAAGGUUCAAAUUUACCCCGGAUUUCAUUAAACCAUAUGCAAGCAAGUGAUCCAACGAUGACUCUACCUGGUCAGUCCGGUUCUAACCUUUUAACAAGAGCAAUGUCUAGUUCCUAUCCAAUCAAUUUACCUGUAUCUGCAACCAUACCUGUGACCAAUUCACUUAAUUCAUACACUGCCGUUGGUGUGGCUAAUCCUCUUUCUGCCUCAGGAAAUUCUAACAUUGGUUAUCUAACAUCUAACGUUUUAAUGGAUGGAACUGCUAAAGGAUAUCAAGCAGAUCCAGCUUUACAAGAGUGGAAAUCCCAUAAUCAGUAUUACACAUUCCAUCCAAAGUCGCUUUGUCGUGAAAUCGCGGCUGUUGAUGAGAAGCCGAGUGUGUUGGAAAUGGAACAUAAUUAUUUGCUAAAACAUCGAACUCAACAAUGGCCGGCUAUGCCUCAAUCUUCGCGCGCAAGGUUCGAACAUUAUAUACAUAAUCGAGUGGAUGCAAGGCUACCGGUGGUUAGUCGGCCGACUAUGCCACUCGUUUCGCGAGGCUUUUAUCCACCAUCGUUGGCUCGGGUUCGCAGCGAAGAAAUUUGUAGUACAAGAAGUGAGCCUGACCUUCGGCCAGUCACGCUUGAUGAUUAUAAUUGCAGAUGGUUUGUCGCAUUAUUUGAUUAUUCGCAUCACAUGAGUCCGAAUGCGAAUGCUCAACAAGAAGAACUUUCUUUUCGUAAGCAUCAACUUAUUAAGCAUGGGUUUAAUCGAGUUUGUUGCUCAGAUUAUCAAUCUAAGCAUCAAGUUCAAACUUUGCCACUAACAGUAGUAAAUCUGUCAUUAAAAAUUCAGGUAUUUGGCGAUGUCGAUCAAGACGGUUUUUAUACAGGUCAAAUUGGCCACAGAGUUGGACUGGUACCUUCUAAUAUGGUGAUCGAAAUCGCCAAAGACGACUUAUUGCCGAUAAGGCGUCGGUCAGAUGCGUUACCUGAACCAUCGAUUAGACGAAUGAGAUGGGGUUCUUUAAAAUCAAGAAGCUAUGAUCACGCUGGUGAUCGUCGUUCAUCGCAUCGUAAGCAACUAAUGGAACAAGAACAUUACGCAUCGCUUGAUCGACGAGACCAUUCAGUUCCUAAUCGCCCUUUGAAUUAUUUCACUUCUCGGAGAGCGCCUUUGGAUAUGCGAUUAGAAAUGGCUCAACGAGGAGAAUAUUUUUCCAGAAGCGAACGUGGUGAAUAUGCAAUCACAGGUGAACCUGAUGAGCCGUUCGAGCGAUAUUCAAAUGCUCGUGAUUACUUUGUUUGUCCGCGCGAUUACAGGUUUCGAGAAUCACAAGAAAGAAGGGAUUAUUAUCGAGAUGAGCGAGAUGGACAAGAUCGAGAUCGAAGAGGGGAUUAUUACUGGGAGGAAAGAGAUGCAGCUGAAGUGGAUCGAAGAGAUAUGCGUGACAUGAAAGACCUUAGAGAUGUGAGGAAUAUUCGGGACGUGCGGGACAUGAGAGAGCGAGAAAUGAAAGCAGAUCCGAGGGAUAUGCGUGAUAUUCGUGAUUUUAGAGAUAUAAGAGAUCAAAGAGAAGGAAGAUUUAUUAGGGAUCAAAGCCUCAUGAGACGUGAACGAGAUCAAGAACGGGAUGAAAGAGACGACCAACGAUCACGCGAUUAUAGAGAAACUCGCGACUAUAGGGAACGUGAAACACGAGAAUUCGAAUAUCGAGAUAUAAGGAAGGAACAAGAGCAAAUGAUCAGGCAAAUGGACGAUCGAGCAUAUAAUAGUGGCCGAGAUCCAUCUUCUCAGCGUGUAUGUGAUAGGAGAGAACGUGAUUAUAGUAAGGAGAGGAGCCAGGAAUCAUAUCGAGAUAAUUAUUUAGUCGGACAGGCUCAUCAACGUUAUUCCGAUAUAACAGUAGAGGAUUCCAGAUAUGGUAGAAUUAACGGUGAGAACGCUGUUAGGAAAUUUGUGGCAAAAUUCGAUUAUGAUUCUAGACAGUUGAGCCCGAAUGUUGAUGCUGAACAAGUCGAGCUUUCAUUUCAUGCUGGUGAUAUAAUUACAGUUUACGGAGAAAUGGAUGAAGAUGGUUUUUACAUGGGUGAAUUAAAUGGGAUACGCGGUUUAGUUCCAUCGAAUUUUCUUCAUACAUCUCCACCAAACUCUCUAAUGCCCCCACAGAUGACACCAGGGCAAAUACUUUCACAACAACAAUCUUCUCAAUCUAUUCCUCCAAUAACUAUUCCCAUGGAGCAACCAAAAGCCAAGGGUGUUGUGUUUCAGGAAGCUGCUAAAAAAGGUAUGCCACCUAGACAGACGAGUCAAAGCUUAUCAAAACCAGCAACAACUGCAAAAGGUGCUCAAAAAGCCGGAACUGCUCCUGCACAAAAAACCCUUUCAAAAAAGCCCAGUGACAUCGGCAGUAAAUCUACUUCAAAUGCAAGAAAAACAUCACAAUCUAGCAAAAAAAGUGAAGGAGCUGCUAAGGUUUGA